CCCGGCCAGGGAGGACGCACGGCGUGGCGCGGGGGCUCCCCCCUGGCCUCCUCCGCCAACUUGGAUUCGCUGCCAGCCCGCAACGCGACGAGGAACCCGUCGGUGUCCGCGCCCCCGCGGUACACCGAACGUGUCGUCCUGCCUGUGGCGCGCUCCCCCCGCCGCCGCGCUGCUACAUAACCACCAGCUCCGCACUCGGCGGGAGAAGGAGUGGAGUGGGAGUGAGCAGUGUCGGCUAGAGCCACGGCAAUGAAGCUCAGACCUCUUGGUUGCGGGGCGGCGGCAGUGGCGGAGGGUUUAGUGGGGGCCGGAUGCGGCGGGUGGGGGUGGAGACCGAGGCUGAGGCCGCGCGCAAGGUCAGCAGCGGUGUCGCCCAAGUGUUCCCACGCGGCCGCGGUGCACCCGGAGCACCACGGCCACCGCCGCGUGGGUGGGGUGCUGUUCCGCCCGGUGGGCCUGUUCGGGACGGAGUACGGGUCGGAUCUGGAGGCGCGGAUCGAGAAGGUCAUCUACGCCUGCCGCUUCAUGACCUUCCUCGCCAUUGGCGGCUCGCUCGUCGGCUCCGUCCCAUGCUUCCUCCAGGGCUGCGUUUACGUGAUGGACGCCUUCAUCGAGUACUACCUGCACGGUGGAGGAAAGGUCAUCCUCAUGCUAGUUGAAGCCAUUGACAUGUUUCUCAUCGGAAUGGCCAUGUUUGUCUUUGGGACGGGCCUGUACGAGCUGUUCAUCAGUAAUAUGGACAUUGCAAAGUCAUCCUCUUACGGCUCCAACCUCUUUGGCUUGUUCAGGCUUCCGGAACGCCCCAAAUGGCUUGUAAUCCAGUCGGUGAAUGAUCUUAAGACAAAGCUAGGUCAUGUCAUUGUCAUGGUUCUACUGGUUGGCAUCUUCGAGAAGAGCAAGAGGGUGACCAUCACAUCAUGCACUGACCUCUUUUGCUUCGCCGCGUCGAUUUUCCUCUCUUCAGGUUGUCUCUACUUACUCUCCAGGCUCCACACCACGAAAGGAGGGAGCCAUGCCUGAAAAAUGAGCCUUGUAGAUAAGGAUGGGCCUGUUCUUCUGUUGUGCAACGCCCUUGGUUUAUUGUUGCGUAAUGUAAAAAUUAGAAGGGUGGGGGGGGGGGCAUCAUGUAUAUUGUAACUCGCUACUUGAUGGUGCAUAUAACCAGUUACCAAAAUGGUGUGCAGUGAACUGAUUAUAAUGUUGUCAUGAUUUUCUUGAGAUUUUUUCUUUUCUUUUUAGAGUAUGAGCGCUUUUGUGGAUUGCUUCAGUAUUUCCGAAAAAGAAAAGUUGAGUACGCUCGCCCACAAAUGAGUAGUUCGUUAGUUUUAGAUCGGCAAGAAGUGCACAUAUUGCUACUUCUUCUGAUGUAUUUUAUAAACAGAUUGGGGAGUGGAUAACAUUUUUUAUAUC
Molecule: messenger RNA, 1410 nt
Organism: Phragmites australis (common reed)
Lineage: Eukaryota; Viridiplantae; Streptophyta; Magnoliopsida; Poales; Poaceae
Exons: 4
Coding region: 250-1020 (256 amino acids)
Source: RefSeq, a predicted model, not a curated record